Molecule: messenger RNA, 1518 nt
Organism: Spirodela intermedia
Lineage: Eukaryota; Viridiplantae; Streptophyta; Magnoliopsida; Alismatales; Araceae
Source: the annotation of a GenBank genome assembly
AUGGGAGCAAAGCAGAGGGGUAUGGGGAAGCGCCGCCACUGCCCAGCGCCGCCGCCCGUUCUCCAUUCCCACGGGUUUCGCUACUUCCUCUUCGUCAUCUCCGCCAUGUCCCUGGUCGGCCUGUUCUAUCUGGCGUCCAAGCCCUGCAGGCUGGGGGGCUUCUUCCUCGGUUCGAGGCAGCUCGACGACCCCUCCCUCUGGUCCGGCCGCCUCGACGAGCUCCCCUUCGCCUGGAACCACCUCCGCUUCUCCGCCAGCCCUCCCCCGAGGAGGCUCAGGAUCGCCCUCUUCGUCAAGCGCUGGCCCAAGGGCGACCGCGCCGGCGGCAUGGAGCGGCACGCGCUCACCCUCCACGGCGCGCUCGCCCUCCGCGGCCACGCCACGCACGUCUUCACCUCCGACCCCGGCGGUCCCCCGGAUCGCUCCUCCCCCAACAUGCUCUUCCACCUCUCGCCGCCCCUCCGCGGCGGCGGGUUCGACGCCGCCGCCGCCUGGGACCAGUUCGCGCGGGCCAACGCCGCGCUGCCGUUCGACGUGGUGCACAGCGAGAGCGUGGGGCUCCCGCACCUCUUCGCCGGGAACCUCUCUAACGUCGCCGUCUCCUGGCACGGCAUCGCCUACGAGGCCGUCCACUCCGAGAUCGCGCAGGACCUGGCGCGCCUCCCCGGCGAGCAGCGGUCCUCGGACCAGGUCAAGCGUAUGCAGGAGCGGCUCUUCCGGGUGGUCGACGAGGUGAAGUUCUUCGACAGCUACGCCCACCACGUCGCCACCAGCGACCACGUCGGAGACAUCCUCCGGCGGGUCUACAUGAUCCCCGAUGAGAGAGUCCACGUGAUUCUGAACGGCGUCGACGAGCAGAUCUUCCGGCGGGACGCCGAGAAGGGGACGGCCUUCCGGCGGAGGCACCGCGUGCCGGAGAAGGCAAAGCUGGUGGUGGGCAUGUCGGGGCGGCUCGUGAAGGACAAGGGCCACCCGAUCAUGGUGGAGGCGCUGCGGCAGCUUCUGGAGGAGGAGCCGGAUUCCAUGGAGUGGGUCUUCUUCCUGGUCGCCGGCGACGGGCCCUGGGGGGACAGGUACAGGGAGCUGGGGCCGAACUUCCUGGUCCUGGGGCCUCUGGAUCGCCCGAGUCUCUCCGAGUUCUACAACGCGAUCGACGUCUUCGCCCAUCCGACGCUGCGGGCGCAGGGGCUGGACCAGACCGUGCUCGAGGCGAUGAACUCCGGGAAACCCGUCAUGGUGACGCGGUUCGCCGGCAUCACGGAGUCGGCGAUCGUCAGCUCUGAGAUGGGGUACGUGUUCGCGCCCUCGGUUCAGCGGAUCAAGGAGACGCUGUCCAGGGUCAUCAGGGACGGCAGGGGGGUGUUGGAGAAGAAGGGGGAGGUCGCCAGGAGGAGGGCGCUGAAGCUUUUCACCGCCACGAAGAUGGCGGCCGCCUUCGAGAGGCUCUUCCUCUGCAUCGCGUCCAAGAACGCUGGUGAUGGCUCAGAUUUUUGCAGAUACCCACUCUCGACGGACUGA